Alosa sapidissima (American shad) is the source of this 1835-nucleotide messenger RNA. It is a transcript of the gene ube2m, whose product is annotated as ubiquitin conjugating enzyme E2 M. The transcript has 6 exons. The record is from RefSeq and is a predicted model, not a curated record. Lineage: Eukaryota; Metazoa; Chordata; Actinopteri; Clupeiformes; Clupeidae. Bases 219 to 776 code for a protein of 185 amino acids.
UUCCCUCUCACUGCCUCGGCCUCGCACUGUCUCAAGCAGUGCCACCUUGCUAAGCUACAUUUGGCUAGUCUUCCGAUACCCUAGUUGAGACGCACCGGCUCCCAACAUUACGGUGCUACACUGAGUGAAUUCGCUCCCUCUACAUUUUAGACGAGAGAAACAUCCAGCCAUAAGGAUUGACACGUUAACCCUAAAUUACUAAAUCACUGAAGAUUAAGAUGAUUAAGCUCUUCUCCUUAAAACAGCAGAAGAAAGACGAGGAAUCUGCUGGAGGAAAUAGAACAGGAGCCGGGGGUAAAAAAGCAAGCGCGGCCCAGCUUCGAAUACAGAAAGACAUCAACGAGCUGAACCUACCAAAGACAUGUGAGAUUGUCUUCCCUGACCAGGAUGAUCUGCUGAACUUUAAACUCAUCAUCUCACCAGAUGAGGGAUUUUACAAAGGGGGGAAGUUUGUUUUCAGCUUUAAGGUAGGACAGGGCUACCCACAUGAUCCCCCAAAGGUCAAAUGUGAAACCAUGGUGUAUCAUCCCAACAUUGACCUGGAAGGAAAUGUCUGUCUAAAUAUUUUGAGAGAGGACUGGAAGCCGGUGUUGACAAUAAACUCCAUUAUAUACGGACUACAGUAUCUGUUUCUAGAGCCAAACCCUGAAGAUCCCCUUAACAAAGAGGCUGCUGAGGUCCUGCAGACAAACCGACGGCUCUUCGAGCAGAACGUCCAGAGAUCGCUGAGGGGCGGCUACGUGGGCGCCACCUACUUCGAGCGGUGUCUGAAAUAGUCUCACCCCUGCCCUGUUUCCCCCCCACGCCAGCCGGCCGCUUUCAUCCCGAGAUGCAUUUACCGUUUACACGAGCUGAGACACUGACUGACACGCAGACUGGAGAGAUUUUGGGGCGGGAUGGGGUGGGGGAGGGUGAGGGUGAGGGUGAGGGAAGGAGGAUGGGGGAUUGGAGGAUGCUGAUUGUCGGAUGGUGAUUGUGGUAUGGUGGUUAUGGUAGAUGCUGUCAGUGGGCAAGGAGUGUGAGAGGUUUUUUGGAGGAUAAGGGUGUGAUUUGUUUUUUGAGAAGCAAGUCUGAACAGUCAGUGAUUGUCGUCGCUUGGAGAAUCCAGAAGCGGUAUAUGCCACUACGUUGGUGCCCAGUCUUUUUUUUAUUAUUAUUUUUUCCUUCCAUUUUUUAAAGCAAGAUUUGACACAACAUUGAUCUUAAAAAGACAUAGACAUAGUCAGACCCCCCCCCCCCCUCCCCUCCAAAAAAAAAAAGGCCACACAGACUAAAUUGCUUAUAUUGUUUACCAUGAAACCUUGUGAAGCAUCUCUGGACACCAGGAUCAUGGGAGUUCCAAUGAGAUGGAAUCCUACUGAUAUUGUACACAGACACACACUCACACAUUCAUGUACACACUGGUUCCCCUCUCUUGAGAUGCUUUUUUACAAAGCAGUAGAAGAUGUACACCACCACCACCACAACUAGAGUGAAGAGGGGGCUACUUCUAGAUGCGUGCAGAACCAUGCCGAUGACAAAACCAACACACCAGUUGAUUUCAUCAGACAAACACUCACUUACCAACUGACUCGAAGCUAGUGGAAAGGAUAAGAGAGGGCUGUGGUGGGAUUGGGAGACCUUUUUUUGUUUUGUUUUGUUUUCCUUUUUGGGGUGGGGGGAGGGGAGGGCUGGGUGGGGUUGAUAUGGGAAACCCAUUGGAUUUCCACUGAUAUGAGUGGGCUUAAGGGUGGGGGGAGGGGCUUAAAAUGUUACAAUUCUAUUGUGUAUAUUGAAAUCCCAGCUGUUCACAAUGACUGCAAUAUGAAUUAUGUUAAAUAAAAUAUGGACUUGAA